This is a messenger RNA of Penicillium concentricum, 1146 nucleotides long. RefSeq lists its product as uncharacterized. The transcript has a single exon. Gene Ontology annotation, molecular function: protein binding. The coding region runs from base 1 to 1146 and encodes 381 amino acids. The record is from RefSeq and is a predicted model, not a curated record. Lineage: Eukaryota; Fungi; Ascomycota; Eurotiomycetes; Eurotiales; Aspergillaceae.
AUGGGUACCCAAAUAGCGCCCGCGUCAGGUAUCCAUAGUCUCCCAGUUGAGCUACUAGCGGAUAUCGCCAAAUACACCGAAUCUCCUGGUCUAUGCGCUCUUCGGCUCACCUGCCGAGCGCUAUACCAGAGCAGCCUUCGCCACUUUGCACAAACUUUUGUACACACAUUGAAAACCGAUCUUUCACCAAACUCACUUGCCCGCCUUGAAGAAGCAGCCAACGAUGAACUCUUUGGCCCCUGUGUCCGCAAGUUGAAGAUCGUCAGGAAUUCAAAAUGUUGUCUGGGACCGCUCGUCCCGGAUAAUACAUCAAGCGAAACAUAUAUUCAAUCGUGGCACGAUGUGAUGAAACGCCUGGGGAAUUGCCGAUCUUUCGAACUGCACUAUUCAACAUAUACAACACCGCAUCCCGACGGCGAUGGCAUCACGCUUGACGAGGCCACUGGUCUUGUUCUCGAAGCUAUAUCCACCGAGCACAUGCCGAUGGAAUCUUUCUCGAUAGAGAUCAUGAAAUACAGAGACAGAAAUCACCAGUUUAACGUAACGCAAUUUGGUAUCGCCACUUUUGGGAUCCCGGCAUUUUCUCAGCUCAAGGAACUGAGCUUUGUGAUACCGGAUGCCGAGACAAAGACUAUCAAUUGGAUGGCGAAAACGAUACAGGGCGCCAAAUCUCUCAGAAAGCUGGAGAUUCUUUUUAACUGGAAUUGCAAAUCAACUUCACUUCUAUCCCAGCUUUCGUCGGUUGGAUGCUUGCCGGAACUACAAGAGUUGACUUUUUCGCGGAUGUCAUUCGACUCUUCGGCUGCUUUGGGGAUGUUCCUUCGCAAUAUUCGAAAAUCUCUCCGCUCUAUUACCCUUUCUGUUGUGGAGCUGGAGCUUGGAGGCUGGCGGUCUAUUCUCCGUGAAUUGAGUGGAGGUGUAUACCAGCUUGACAGUUUGAUUCUACAUCGCGUAGUAGAAUCUCAAAAGUUUGUGAGCUUUCGGAGGACUCUGGAAUACGCACUUGCAGUCAGGCCCCUGGACAGAAGACUAUUCCAUCCGGGCCAAUUGUGCUUUUCUGAACGGGAGGAUGUACUCUUCACUUACUCUGGUCCGAAUCUUAACCAGGUUGUACGGAGGGUGGCUGCCCUUGUAGAGUUACCCUAA